GUAGAAUCGUUUGCCGUCAGUCAUACAUACACGCCACGAGUUACCUAUGGUUUUACACUUUUGGACUCUUGAUCAGACAAUAACAGCAACAACAGCGAUAUAGAAGUGAUCCAAGACGUUGGACAACAAAAGUUUGAAACUUUGGCGUUGUACGUUACACUACCCAUGGAUACUCCGAACUGUGAUGGCUCGCGAAGCUUCGAAUCGAUUUAUUCAAGGAGUGGUCAGUUACCCGGAGACAGAGAAGUACACCAUAACGCCGCGUAUGACUCAACUCACGAUUAUGAGGAAUUACCAAGUAUAGUGGUGGAAAGUAAAGAACAAGGCCCUAGACGUAAAGACAAUGACUUAUAUGAACCAACCGGGCCUCUGAAGCAGCGCGUGAGACAAAUCACUGAAUGUUCAGACGAUUUAAGCGCACUGUCAGUGUGCAGUGCAAGUGGCUUCCCUUAUUGGAAGAAAGACAGCUGUCUAAGCAAAUUAAUACUCUUCCUUAUUCUUGCCUUUUCUGUAGCAGCGCUUGUAUUAGUGAUUUUAAUUAUUUACGGCACAUUGGGUCCAAAGUGUGGCUGCAAAGAUUUCAACACAGGUAUGUUAAAAACUACUGCAGGGGGUGUGUUCUUAUUUCAUAUUUCUUCACCAGCCUUACUAAAACGAAGAAUACGCGCAUGAAAAUAAAUUUGCUUAAUUCGUGCACUUGAGAGUAGCUAAAGCUUAAUGGGGUAUGUGGGCGCCAAAUUUUGUGCAUACUUCCACGUACCAACUUACAGUUGCUGGACACUAUCAAAUGGAUUGCUAUAAAUGUCAAAACAAACUAGAAAAUUGAUCCUCUGAAUGGAGUCGAGAAGGGAUACUCUUUGUAGUGUUCACGUGGAAAGGUCACUCAUUACGAACUCAUUCAUACUCACACAUCAGUUUAUUCAUUCAUUUAUUCACCAAGGAAUGUACUAAUGUAAAUAAUUUAACGAGUCCGUGUAUGAUCUCGCUCCGGAAGUCUUACGUUUUUACGGCAAUUUAUCUUAAGACAAUUUCUUAAGAUUCUUCAGCGAAAUAGCACCGAAGUCUACAUAGUUCUCUCUGGAAUCGAUACAUGUAUAUCAAAUCGUUAAUCGUUGGCUUGCCUAGGAAAAACACUGAAAAAAUUGAGCGGCGGAAAUUUGUGGAAUGUCCUUUUGGCGCGUAAAUCUUACAACCUCCUGUACCUUAGAUCAAUGAAAUUCGAAAGUUAUACAAUUGUCUUCUUGCUCAAACGCAGGUAGUGGAAGAUCAUAACUAAGUUCGAGUUAUAAAGGUAUAACCCAUGGCACCUUAGAUAGUGAAAAGUUUAUUUUGUCUCGCGCCAGCCAGAUUGCGUGCGUAGAGAGCGGUGAAACCAUGAGAGAAUCUUUGAUAACGAAAAUAUGCCGCUAUAAAAGGUCACAUUCCAGUAGCCCGCAAACGGAAAGAGGAAAAAGACUGUUGAUUCAAUUUAGAAAUAUAAACGCUUUCUUAUCUUCGACAUUAUAGCCGCAGGCGAGCUGGAAAUCAAACACACUCGUAUGGGUGGCGGCGUUCUUUCCUACUCUUUGUUUAUUAAUUUGUGAUGAGCACUCAACCCUUUGGUCACAGUUUUGCAUUUCUAUAAACAAUGUUUAUAUUAUAUUUUGUUGUAGAAAGGUGACAUCACGAAAUAAUCCGUAACCUUUUCCUACGCUUUCUUCAUCCGAUUAUUCUCAUUCAUUUUGAGUUUCUACCCUUUGGCUAUUUUCGUCUCAGGCUGCAUUUUAGCGGGAAAUAUUGAUUGUGUCACAAGGUCACGAUUUAGGCGGAAUUUGAAAGCCGCAUGUCUCACGAAGAAGGGUCUAUUUACCCACAUCAAUCAAAUACUUCAAUUAUCAUUUUUGAAAUCUGAAAAGUAUCUGUUUCCCACAAAAGUUCGCAUUUUACAUGAGCCCAAGCCAUUCACGCCAGUGUUGGCAGAAGUUAAAUAGUGUUUCAAACGUUUCCUUUUAAAAUUAAAAUGGGAAUGAUCAGUAUUACGUCAUUUAGUCGUUACCUUGGACAUUCAAAUCUUUCGAAUUGACUUCCAAGGAAAGCUUACUUGGAAUUUCUUUUCACUCUCAGGAACCAAGCCUGAUACACCGAGACCAGAAAUGCAGAGUUCUGUGCAGAGCUUGCUGAGCAGAAUUGAGGCUUUAGAAAAUGAGAUGUCAACCAUGAAAAGUAAAAUGGUAAGAUAUAAGUUAAUAGUGUGGGUAUUUUUCGCACUUUCGUGCUCAAAGCCUGAUCAAAUUUAGCCGCGAAACUAUUUUUUAGAUGCUAAGCCUAGGGUUUCAUUAUUGUUAGAAAAGGAAGGCAUAUGUGGGAUCAGAGUCCAUUUAGUAUUUAGCUUGCAUGUGAUGGAUUGCUUACACAGUAUUUCCGUUGCCGACAUAACUUUUCCGCACAGAGGACUACCUUCUUAUGGAGCAUCGAAUUACGCUCCACCGGAGGUUGCAGAUCUUGUGUGGCCACGUAUACGAACAGCGGGCCUUUGUUUUGUUUAUACACUUCAUUGAAUUUUACUCCAUUUGACUUGUACUCAGCUGAAGGCAAACUGUUGUCAUUAAUAAAGAAAAGAAAUCUCAUCACAAGUGAGGGCGGAAAUUGUUGAAUACAGAAAAUGAAAGAUAUUUUAAAAGAAACUCCAACUUUACAAUCCACCGCACAGCUCGCGGUCGGAUACUGUGACCGUGGGAAACAAAAAAACUGUCUGCUGUCCAGCUGGCCAGCACCUAAUCAUUAAACAAGUGUUUUUACGCAAGAGCAGGGAGAGUAACAAAGCCAACUGAAUAAACGUCCAUUUUUCUUGACUUUACAGGAGGCUAAAGAUAACGCAUUGGAAAAUUUUGUCACGAGACAUGAGAGUCAGGUUCGAGUUGUUUUAUUUUUUACUUUUAUCAAUAUCAUUGAAUAUUCUCUUUUUUAGUAGGGGGGGAAAGUGAGGCGAUGCUGGAUGGGAAAACUGUCUCUACUUUCUGUGCGCCUUUGUGACAUCCCUAUGAGACUGUUUUGCUACAUGAGAGAUAAUCCUCAAAUGUGAAAAAAAUAGAAAUGAGAAAAUAAAUAUCUAUUUAUCAACAACUUCCCGCGCUAAACAUAAAUGGGGACUCGCGACAAUCCAAAGAACGCUGUGAUUAAGUCAUCGUUGUUGUGACGCUUUAGUGAGAUAGGGAAGAAGAGCCUGAUUUCUCAUAUUCAUUCCACCCACAGGUUGAAGUUCUGCAGGCCCAAGUCAACAAGACUGCGACCAAGGUAUGUGUUGUCAACAACUCUGUUCUAUUCAGCUUUUAAAAUCUUUUUUUGUAAUCUAGGCUCCAACUAAGUUACUGCUAAUAAAAGAUUUUCACUCAUCAGGUUGCCACUGUGGAUGGUGUUUGGGUGAAGAUGCGCAGUUCACAUGAAGCCUUUGAGAAAAAAUUGGAUUCUGAAUUCAAACAACUAAACGAGUCCGUAAAGAAACUGAAUAACCAAGAUACUCUGAUAUCAUCAGAUGUGGAGGAACUUCGAAAUAAUCAGAUGAUAACAAAGAGGGUGAGCAGAAGGUUAGUGAUCAAUGUUACCAAUGUCGAGUCUUCUGUUCGAGAACUGAAGAAGACUAAUGAGAACAUCAGCAGCCGGGCGGCGAGUCUUGAGAGAGGAUAUAACCGGAUGAACAACGUGAUGAGAACACUUCAAGCAAUCGAUACUGCGCAAAACGCUUCACGGCAACGACUUCAUUCCCUGCAAAAACGUUUACGAGCCUCUUUGACGGCAGUGAACGCAACGUUAAAUGACAAGGUGAGUUCACAAUUUUCGUUUUUCAUAAAUUUCUAUGUUACGAAUUCAGGCCUUGGUAGCCAACAACCUCUUUGAGCUUUUGUUUCCUCAAGCGAAAGGAAAUCAAUUGUGUCAAGUUGGAAUAAGAAAAACCACCAGCUAAAUGUUCUGUUUUCGAAAAAUGAGGACUGCCAGCUGUUUUUCUUUUUUUUUUUUUUUUUUUUAAUUUUUAUCGUAAUCAUGAUUACGAUAAGAAAGCUGACGUUAGAGCCAAUCAGCGCAUUAUACGAUGCGUAAAUUAUAGGUAAUUUUCUGUCAUAUAAUGGGGUUCUUUUUAUUUAAGAUUCAAUUUUUUUAUAAUGGUUUUUCAUAAUUGUAUUUUGAUUCUAGAUAAAAAAACUGGAUGCCAUUAGCGACAAGCAGCAAGGCGUAAACCUCAGCCUGUGUAAAUACGAAUCUUUUGAGAGUUCUCCGAACACAGUUACAAAGAAUUCUGGUUCAAUCUCAGUCUCCUACCUGUUGCCACAGGUACAGUACAAACAACAAGUAAAACUCCCAGCAUAUGAUUAUUCAAAUGAAUUAAACACCAAAAAAAAAUUCCGAUCCAGUUGAUACUUAUAGUCCUAUAGACUGGUUAGUCUUUUCACAUUUGUACAAAUGCUUAGGGAACAUGAUCACCGCCCGUUCGUAACCACACUAGAAAUGCCGCCUGGCAAUCUUGGAGUCGAUUUAUUAACUUUCCUUUUAAUAUUUGCAUGGUUUCUUUAUUUCAACAGGGUAUGCGAGUAAUGGGUGUCACUUGUUCUACAGAUAGGGCAAGAUUUUACACAUUAAAAGAGCUUCCGGGUAAUGGCUUCAAGUGCGAGUGUAAACAUCUGUCCCCUGUGUUUGGGAUGACUGAAACUAAGAUGCGGUGUAAAAUACACGUAUGGCUAUGUCCUAUAUGAAAACUAUUCCUGGAACAGAUGAUGUUCGAGGAAAAAUACAACGGUGGUCACUAAGACCAUGAUAAUACUAAACGAAAUCACUGGAUGAAGAUUUUAUUUUUUCUUAUUCAUUUUCGACAAGGAUUAUUAUGGUCUGCAACAAGAAACCUCUUAGGUUCAAUUUAUUUUAAUAGUCUUCAAUCAUAAACCAAUUUGGCAACGUAUGUUUUGGUCGUACAUUGUCGGUGUGAUAAAAAUAUUUAAUACACGUGUUUGAGGUCCAAUAAGAGCUUAUAAAGAGCAGAGCUGUCCAUAAGUCAGCUGGUCAUAUUAACGCUAGCACUAAAAAUGCUUUCAGCAUAACUGAGCGUCUCUUACAAGUUGGACUGCAGGCCGAUAGAUUUUAGUUUUUAGCUCGUCUUUUAUAGGCCGGCUUUUUGCGAUAUUUUGUGAUAAGUUCUGCUUUGAUUUAUAUUCUGUGUUCAACACACCAGUGAUUUUUCAGUUUUAGAAUCCAUAGUAGAUUCAGCACUACCGAUUGUCAUCACUCGAAAACCAGCUCUUAUAAAAUACAACUUAAUGUAGCUUGCUAGUAAUCAGACAGGCCAUGUUGUAUGGAACCUGAUAUUUAAUACCUUUGAGAGGUACAUGAAGUAACAUGUAAAUUAUACGACAAACAAAUUCCAGGACAAAGCUCUCAAAGGAGCUAAUAAAAGGUUUAAGAUAUCUAGCAGCCGCAAGAUGGAGAAUUGCAAACCAAAAAAUUAUGAGUACAAAAUAUAAGUAAUUUAAAAUUAGGAUCAUAAUAUAUUUAAUUAGUUUUACAUGCCAAUAAUUUUAUCUCACUGCUUGAGUAAUAAAAAACGUCAUGAGAGUGACAAUGUAUUUUACUUAUGUAACAUUUAAAAACGAUAAAUAUUUGUUCAGGAACUGAGAGUGUCUUGGUGUCCUUCAGGAUAACUCUUAUAAUUUACUUUCAGUCAAAAAAAUCGCUACGAUAAUAAAUGGAUUACCUUAUAUUUUUGAUAAUGAUCAUGUACAUAUUUAAUGCUAACUAAGUGAAGAAAACUACAUUUUUUUAAAUUAGGCUUAAAAAAUUAUACUGAUAAACGAAGAAUGCACUGAGGAAAAUCUCUUAUUUGAGAUGCUUGUCUGAAUCGCAGAGAGGGAAAGGAUUUACUCUUAUUGCUGUUAGUGAUUUGUGUUUUUUGUUUGUAGUUUAUUGUUGAUAAGAUUAAUUCGGCUGUGGAUUAUUGUAACUGAUAUUCAGAAGUAGCUGUCAAAGUUUUUCUUGUUGUACUUAUCUUUGUUGAUAAUUCAUACAGAUAAAUUUAUGAUAAAUACUUACGGGAAAUCAAUUAAUAUAAAUGCUAAAUAAACUGGAUUUACAGUGAGCCUGAGUUGGGU
Messenger RNA from Pocillopora meandrina, 6110 nucleotides. NCBI's taxonomy places the organism in Eukaryota, Metazoa, Cnidaria, Anthozoa, Scleractinia, Pocilloporidae. The record is from the annotation of a GenBank genome assembly.